Molecule: messenger RNA, 2754 nt
Organism: Haliotis rubra (blacklip abalone)
Lineage: Eukaryota; Metazoa; Mollusca; Gastropoda; Lepetellida; Haliotidae
Exons: 4
Coding region: 416-1435 (339 amino acids)
Source: RefSeq, a predicted model, not a curated record
GUUCAGUGAAAUAAUUAGGUCUGUGCACCAAGAACAUCCUCUGAUCAUAUUUAAAGGGAUAUGUAAUUACGUUAACAUCCGCGUGGGUCGCGUGGACAGGCCGUCGCGAGGCAAUAUUGAGCUUCUUAUUUCUGAAACACUAACUGUUCCAGUUGGCCAGAGUCAGCAUCGGCGGAGCAAGGGAUUGUGAGAGUGUAUUAGUAUUUCAUGAAGCACUAAAGCAUACAAACGUCUUGAAUAAUUUCCAGAGACACACAAAGAGAGGAGGAGAUUCUAAAAAUAGUUCCUGCUUUUUUUUCUCACCCAAGCGCGAUGCCGGGAUGAAGUGAAGUUCAUAGCCUGGAACAGAUGUUGGUUGUUCGCCUUGCUGUAUGAAGCGAGGAUGUGAGACUGGAUAAACUAUAGCAGCCCCACCAUGGUCAGUUUCCUCAAUGACCAGUCGGCUUUACCGUUCAUUCUGUCAUUCUUGGUCGUGGCUCAAGCACAUGAACACUUUGUAUGUAAGGACGAGUGCUACAAUAUACAGUUUUCUGACGAAGACGUCGAUACGCGUGACGACGUCAACUCAACGUCAAAUGACGACAGAAGAAAAUCCAACAUGGCGGAAUUCCUUUUCACCGCACCUUGCCCCCCUAUCUGGAACUUUACUUUGGCGUGCAACUAUUUCUCCAGAAAGACAAUUAGUUGUGAGGAGAGUACAUCUAUUCUAAAACGAUGCCUUCAGCAUUAUGAUUCUUACAUUCCAUGUAACACAACGCUUGACGUCAUAGAACGGUGUAUGGAAGAAAACGCCACAGAGUGUGAAAGUUUGUUUGAUUUAUACAACAAUUACUGCUUAAAUACGUGUAGAACUUACUGUGGUGAGACCAAGGAAAAAUACUUCCAAGGAAAUGAUACAGAUUCAGGGCUGAUAUUGACAGGUGUAAAAGUACCAAAGGACGGUAACUCUAAUGGUUCAAACAACAAGGGGAAGAACUCCACCCAUACUGUUGUAAACUAUAAUGGAAUACUUUUUAAUAUUUCUGACGCUAAUAAUACCCAUAUUAAAAUCAUCAGUGUGAGAGGCGUACGGGUACCUGACCACUGGACGUGUGGAGUUUUGUGCAUCAUCCUCUUGAUUGCAGGGGCUUUUGUUUUAAUCGGAAUACUUGGACUCAUAGCUUUCUGCACAGUGAAAAGAUACCGCCAAGAAGAAAACUCAUACAGAAUCCACAGCCAAGAUAAAUGUGUCGGGCCAGACGAAUGUGGCACAAUGUCAGACAGCGCGUUGUUGCCCACAAUGGGCUUGAAAGCGAAGCAACAUCACUUUCAUGGAAGAUACAGACACCAAGCUGUGCGAGACACGUCUUUCACACAAGUACAUUUUCCAAAUGGAUCUUCCAGACUGUUAGGAGAAAUAUUACCUGUAGAAGAGAUGGAGAAUACGCAGCUUUGAGGAUGGGGGUUCCUUGGGUGUCUGGAUGCUGUGGCUGAUGAAGAGUGUAUCAUUGAGCAUAUGUGCUUGACGGGGAUGUUGGGGCAUAUCAUCACAUUCAUGUUUAUCUAUAUCGAUUGAGAUUGUAGAAGAAAGUGAUAUCUAGUUUGCAAUUCAUAUUACGCCAUAUCAACGCCUUAACGCAUAAUCACAGCGUGGAUAUUGCCUUAAGUCACAAUUACGGUAUCGUCGCAAAUGGUAGUGUAACCGUAGCCCUGAAAUACCAAAAAACGUGUUGCUUUAAUUAGAAUAUGUUUACAGAAAAUCAGUAUUCCAUAGAACCAUGAAGAAAAACCCCGGUAAAUUAACUCAGCAGAAGUCACUAGAAUCACGUUCGUUCUACCUCCAUUUCCUAAUUCUGUGUACAAGACGGGCUCCUCUUUUAACAAGAAAUGCGCACAAGAACAGUGACGUUUGAGUAAGUGCGACGUUGCGAGAUGUUCCAACCAAUUUAUGUCCCAGUGUAUCACAGACCCACAGAAUGAUUGGGUGGUCUGCGUGGAAGGAAGUGUAAAGGAAGUGUGUGUUUACACAACGAAGCAUUUAUAAUCUUUUAUGGAACCGGACGUUCCAUUGUUUGGUAUUGUACAGUGCUAAUGCGUCAUUAUCCGUAACUUAACAUAUCAUCGUAUCAGUCUAAUAUUAUGUGGCGCAAGUAGGUGUGGUAUUACUUGCUUGUAGGACUAUCCGUCCGGAGUGACCCAAAUGUGGUAGAAAGUAAAUAAUUUGAAGAGCAAUCUUUUUCCCGCUGGCACCAGUGAUACAAGUUUCGAAGUAGACUUAAAAGAAAUUUUACUGUUGAAGAUAUCCUUAUAUACAAGAAAAAUGUUUACUUUUUAAUAUUUUUGUUGAAGCAGUACUAUAGUUGACAUAUAUGAGAUCAGUGAAAAGCAUAUUUUUUGCAUUCUUUUUCGUGAUCGACAAAAAACCCCGAAGGUUUCCAAAACAAAUCCAUCAACUAAACAAAGAAUGAAAAAAGCUGAUAACUGCAAACAUAAAUAUGAUCCGACAUUGGAAGAAACCUGAUUUUAUGAAAAACAUUGUACGCCCUUACACAAUGAAACACCCACACUCACCCACACAAACACGAUAGUGGCACAUAAUGCGUCGUAUUGUAUCGAAAACAUUGCAUUAAUACGAUGACGACGACGACGACGACCGGCAUUGCUACUGCCAGUACUUCCAUACCUCUCAUAACACAUAUUUGACUUGACAAUAUCCAUGAAGUGAAUAAUUUCUGUUGAACUAUUACGCGCAUAGCUUUAAAUGUGUGUUGAUAU